GACGUUUGAAAUUGGGCGCAAUUUUCAAAUCUGCAAACUUCGGAUGAUAAACGUCAGAUGGUUUUGACUUUUCAUGUUAUCUUCUCGGUGUACAGCACAAUAGAUGAUUGUUUAUAUCGCGAAAAUUGGAUUUCGUGUAAAUUGAACGACCGAAGCCUCAUUGGAUGAUCGAAUGUGUAUACAUUGUAAUUUAUGACGUAUUAGAGAGAAGAAACAAUCGUAAAACAUAGUACACAAUUGAUGAUUGAAAUGAAGACGGCAUAUUGCGCUCUAAACUCAUUGAUGUAAGUAAUUGACAAUCAUAACUACAUAGUGAGCGGUCCGAAUCAAAAAGAAAAUGUUGGAAAAUCCAUCGUCACCGACCUCCUGCGAUGUUCGAGCAUUUGCUGAGCAAACGCUCAUCGAUCGCAUAUUCAUGGGCGAUUACCAAGAGAAGCGUUACGUAGCUAAAUUGAAUGCGUACAAAGACUUGAUCGUUCUGAACAGACAAGAGCAAAUUCUUGCUGGUGAUCUGAGCAAAGUGAAAAAUCAAAUUCUCGGUGACAAUGUGAAUGCAUGGUGUGGAUUCACCGAUUCAAAUGAAAUCGGUGCACCGGCCGCCCAUUGUCUCUGGACGACAUUAGAUGAACCGAACAAAGUGAAGGCGGACGCAGCUUCUGUGGUAUUCGGUGAAUACUGGUUUCAAAUCAAGGGUCUUCGUUUCGCCCUGAAUGCGGUGGAAAUUCAAGUGACAGUUUUGCGGCCAAUCGAUCCAACAUCGCCGAUGCCAAGUGGUUUGGCCAUUUCAUCACUCGCCCAACAAGCGCUCGAAGUUGAUACACAGAAAAUCCAGCAAUAUGUCCAAGAGAAUAUUAUCGAAGUUGAUUGGGCAAACUUAUUCAAUCAAUGGAAAGCAUCCAUUAAUCAAAUGGCCUAUCGUUUUUUCACCACCGAAAUUACGUGGACCAAUUUCGUUCAUUGCAUUAAAUUAUUGGGCGUAUUUUGUAUUGCCUUUGCCAAACUCUCGGUGCAUUUUGUACAUUGCAUCGGCGAAUUUACACUUCGAUUGGUGUUUGAAUUGACAAAAUUGACGAAGGCGGCCAGCCCGAUUGUGUUGGCGGUGAUAAAUCUACUAAGCAAAAUGAUUGGCGGUUUUUACAUUCUGGUGGCCAUGAUAUGGAAAGAUUUGUUCUAUGGUGAUAGUGGCAACCGCAAAAAUCCACCGUCAGGCCUGAACAAUUAUGGAUUCAACAAUGGCCGUGCGCUGACAUAUCACGAAAAUCCGCGCCCAUUUCUACAAAGUUCCUCCCAACGACGACCAGCUACCCGAUACAAUUCCAACACAUGAGCAAACGAAAAUUGCUGAAUAAUUUGACAGCAAAUUUCGAGAUUUUCGUCCUUUUACCAAUGAUAUGUAUUCAUUCAGUGCAUUUGUGUUAUUCUUUCCAAGAGUAUUAUUUCCAAACAUUUAUAAAAGUAUUUUUAUUUCUAUUUUUUUCUUCUUCUCUUUUAAAUUUGUACAUUAAAUUAUAUGCAUUUAUUUAUCCGUUUAUUUUUAAAUCGAAUAAAACUAUAUGGGAAAAUGGAAAAAAAA
Messenger RNA from Sitodiplosis mosellana (orange wheat blossom midge), 1573 nucleotides. RefSeq lists its product as uncharacterized. Lineage: Eukaryota; Metazoa; Arthropoda; Insecta; Diptera; Cecidomyiidae. The record is from RefSeq and is a predicted model, not a curated record. The transcript has 3 exons. Bases 338 to 1327 code for a protein of 329 amino acids.